AAAGUUGGUAUAUUAUACAUUCAAACAUAUACACAACAUGAAGGCAUUCAGCAGAUUACUUAAACAUAUCCCAUCCAUAAAGUUUGUUGGUGGUCCUCACGUGCACAAAGCUACUUCUGGUGCAGUAAAACCACAUCCAAUGGCUCCAAAUGGCCAACUUCCAGGCUCAGCCAGUGGAACUACUUCAUACCAUAACCCAAACCCUAUUCAACCAGCCGAAGGUGAAUAUUUCUCCAGAAGUGAAUUGCCAUUGAGAUUCAGAUAUAAGGCCAUUAAGGACAGUGAAAUUGAUAAUGUUCUUAGUGGUGGUGCUGAGUUUGUUUACUAAGUCAUUAUAGAAAAACUUUUUAUGUUUAUUUAUUUCUUGCAAGGAAUAUAUAGAUUGUAUAUAUUACAAUAGAUGUUGCAUCUUUCAUAC
Messenger RNA from Spathaspora passalidarum NRRL Y-27907, 418 nucleotides. Its product is annotated as mitochondrial 37S ribosomal protein YMR31. Bases 38 to 328 code for a protein of 96 amino acids. The transcript has 2 exons. Lineage: Eukaryota; Fungi; Ascomycota; Pichiomycetes; Serinales; Debaryomycetaceae. The record is from RefSeq and is a predicted model, not a curated record. Gene Ontology annotation, biological process: 2-oxoglutarate metabolic process.